This is a messenger RNA of Argentina anserina (silverweed cinquefoil), 1800 nucleotides long. Its product is annotated as probable sphingolipid transporter spinster homolog 2. The record is from RefSeq and is a predicted model, not a curated record. Lineage: Eukaryota; Viridiplantae; Streptophyta; Magnoliopsida; Rosales; Rosaceae. Gene Ontology annotation, cellular component: membrane. Gene Ontology annotation, biological process: transmembrane transport. The coding region runs from base 64 to 1599 and encodes 511 amino acids. The transcript has 16 exons. Gene Ontology annotation, molecular function: transmembrane transporter activity.
GAAAAAGAAGAAGAAGCGAAGACUUCCAAAACGAGCUAAGAGACACAUACCACAGAGACAGUCAUGAUCGUUUCUUCAAUCGAACAACCUUCCUGGUUUUCCCCCAAAAAGUUACUUGUGAUAUUCUGUGUGAUUAACUUGAUAAAUUAUGUGGACCGAGGAGCAAUUGCAAGCAAUGGUGUGAAUGGGACUCUUGGAACUUGUACUGAAGGUGGAACAUGCACAUCCGGCAGUGGCAUACAGGGUGAUUUUGACUUGAGCAAUUUUGAAGAUGGAUGCCUCUCAUCUGCUUUUAUGGUUGGACUUCUGGUGGCUUCUCCAAUUUUUGCUUCACUAGCAAAAAGUGUAAAUCCAUUUAGGCUCAUUGGAGUUGGGUUGUCAGUUUGGACUUUUGCAGUAGUUGGCUGUGGUAUUUCAUUCAACUUCUGGUCCAUAACUAUCUUCCGGAUGCUAGUUGGUGUUGGCGAGGCUUCAUUUAUUAGUCUUGCAGCUCCAUUCAUUGAUGAUAAUGCGCCCGCUGCUCAGAAAACGGUGUGGCUUUCAAUAUUCUACAUGUGCAUACCAUCUGGAUAUGCACUUGGUUAUGUAUAUGGUGGGUUGGUGGGAACUUAUUCCAAUUGGCGUUUUGCCUUCUGGGGGGAGGCAAUCCUGAUGCUUCCGUUUGCUAUUCUAGGAUUUGUAAUGAAGCCUUUGCAGCUUAAAGGUUUUACGCCUGCUGAAUCAAAAAAUGUGAUGACAGGGCUGGAGACGGGUGGCUCAGAAGUUGAAGGUUCUUGUGUUUCGAAUGGUAAAGAUGGAUUUUCAGUGGAGGGAGAUGCCAAAUAUUCUACCAUAUAUGAACAGAAUGAGAUGAACUUUGCAACGAAGAUAAAGGAUCAAAUUUCAAGGUUUACCAAAGAUAUGAAGAUGCUUUUGGUUGAGAAGGUUUAUGUUGUUAAUGUUCUAGGUUACGUCGCGUACAACUUUGUGAUUGGUGCAUACUCAUAUUGGGGGCCUAAGGCUGGUUAUAAUAUAUACAAUAUGACUGAUGCAGAUUUGAUAUUUGGAGGUGUUACAAUUGUUUGCGGAAUAUUGGGUACAGUAGCAGGAGGCUUACUUUUGGAUUUCAUGACCAGCAGUAUCUCUAAUGCUUUCAAGCUUCUGUCAGCAGCUACGUUUUUUGGGGCAAUAUUUUGCUUCAGUGCGUUUUGCUUCUCAAACAUGUAUGCUUUCCUAGCUUUUUUCUCAGUUGGGGAGCUGCUUGUCUUUGCAACUCAGGGUCCUGUAAAUUACAUUUGUCUGCACUGCGUUAAACCUAGUAUGAGACCACUAGCUAUGGCUAUGUCUACUGUUUCUAUUCAUCUACUUGGGGAUGUGCCUUCCUCCCCUCUUGUUGGAGUUCUCCAGGAUUACAUUAACAAUUGGAGGGCGACUGCUCUUAUUCUAACAUCUGUAUUUAUUCCAGCGGCUGGUAUAUGGUUUAUAGGAAUUUUUCUGCCUAGUGUGGAUAGAUUUGAUGAAGAAAGUGAGAAUCAGAUCUCAACAACUGAAAGGUCAAGCGCGACUCCUCUGCUUGGAGGGACGAAGACAGAAUCGACUGUAUCUGCUGCUGAAGUUUAAUAUGAAAAACCCCAGAAGUUUAUUUAUAGUAUGUCCGUUAAGAUUAAGUCAUGUAAAUAUCGUCACAGGUUAAUAAUGGGCAAUUCUCUCUUAUUCUUUGGUCAUUAUUACGAUGACAAUUUAUACUGUACCUUUCAAUUUUUGCAAUGCUUGUAAAUAGAGAUUGUCCAUAAGGUCAUUUCUGCGUUAAGUCCCUAUUCA